Molecule: messenger RNA, 923 nt
Organism: Harmonia axyridis
Lineage: Eukaryota; Metazoa; Arthropoda; Insecta; Coleoptera; Coccinellidae
Product: tetraspanin-2A
Exons: 5
Coding region: 91-825 (244 amino acids)
Cellular component (GO): membrane
Source: RefSeq, a predicted model, not a curated record
AGAUUGUGACUCGAUAACGUUCAGAUGAGCCAGUUUCAUUAGAUCGUUCGUGGUUUUAGUUCGAGUUACGGAAUAACAAUAAAAAAAACAAUGACGGGUCUUGGUGAAGGAAGUGGAGCUGCUGCUGUGCAGAAAUUCGAGAAUCAUAUGAAUAUUAUCAAAUAUACCAUGCUGUUCACCAAUGCGUUCGAAGUGGUUCUCGGAGUUUGCAUACUCAUCUUUUGUUUCUGGUUGAGAUUCGAAGAUGGAGUGUACGAAUGGCUAGACAAAUUAGAUGCGCUGUCCUUUUAUGUCGGAGUGUACAUCCUGAUCUUUGCAGCUUUGAUCAUAAUUGGAGUGGCGGUAUUUGGCUGCAUAACAGCCAUGGCUGAGAACCAGUUCUUCCUACUAUUGUACAUCGCAAUACAAGUAUUGGCAUUUCUGUUCGGUCUGAUUGGAGCAACAAUUCUGUUGGGGAACAGCGCAAGAGACUCCAGUUUCCAGCCUAUGGUGAGAGAGAGCAUGAGAAAUUUAAUUAUGCAUGCAAACUAUGAACCUGCAAGACAGAGUUUGCAAAUCAUACAGGAAACGAUUGGUUGCUGUGGAGCAGAUGGUGCACGAGAUUAUUUGAACCUGCAGCAGCCAUUGCCUAACGAAUGCAGGGACACAGUAACCGGAAAUCCCUUCUUUCAUGGUUGCGUUGCGGAACUGACGUGGUUCUUCGAGAGCAAAUGUAAUUGGGUCGCUGGCAUUGUUCUGACAGUCUGCUUCUUCCAUGUUAUCAACAUUGUGUUCUCCGUCAUUUUCAUCCAAGGAAUGAAGAAAGAACAGAGGUCUUAUUAUUAAUUCGAAGCAGUGUAAAACUUUUUCACUAUGUAAUAUAUAAGUGUUUUUGUAUUUCUAUUUUAAUCGAAAAUAAAUGAGGAUUUCUUUCUAUAAAUUCA